Messenger RNA from Drosophila rhopaloa, 1601 nucleotides. RefSeq lists its product as uncharacterized. The transcript has 4 exons. Lineage: Eukaryota; Metazoa; Arthropoda; Insecta; Diptera; Drosophilidae. Gene Ontology annotation, cellular component: nucleus. The coding region runs from base 144 to 1520 and encodes 458 amino acids. The record is from RefSeq and is a predicted model, not a curated record. Gene Ontology annotation, molecular function: protein binding.
GAUAAUUGACCGUAUAAGUGGCAACUCUAAAAAAUAUAUAAAUAGCUGCGAGUGCAAAAUAUCUGUAUUUAUGGGAAUAAAAUAGUUAAAUAUUAGCUAAUUAUUGUGAAAAAGAGUGCUUGCCAGCACCACAAAUCCGCACAAUGUCAAAGUCAAGUGCAGCACGCUGGGUAAAGUUCUUCAAUGCUGCGGGAAUUCCAUCUCCAGCGGCAGCCGGCUACGCACACGUCUUCGUGGAGAACCGCAUCCAGGACGACAUGCUGCUGGAUCUAAACAAGGAGUAUUUGCGGGAAAUGGGCAUCACCCUGAUGGGUGACAUAAUUGCUAUCCUGCGGCACUCAAAGACCGUCUGCGAGCAAAAUGCCCGGGAUCAGGUACUCACCACGGAUGUGGUCCAACCAAUUGCCCGACCGGUGUCGCCAAAGGUCAAGACGCCGGUGGCCACCAAAUCGAAAGCUUCUCCGCCCGCCAAACCGGCGAGACGAGUGCUUCCUGAACACGAGGGCAAGUACAAGGUGACACUUCCCUCGGGAACCACUGAGCGCAGCAAACAGAUCCUGGCCAAGCGGGAGAAGCUGUACUCCGAUCGUGUUAGCAGCUCCAAGAAGUCGGACAUCUUCUCGCGACUUCAAACUGGCGAGGACGAGUCCCAGGAGGGUAUCGUCUCUAGCUCCGGCGAGAGCAGCGUUCGCGUGCACAUCACUGGAGUGUCAAAGGUGGCAGACACCUCUAGCAACAAUUCGGUAUUCGCCCGACUUGGCGGCAAACAGUCUAGCUUGCCUAAGGAUUUAACUCUAAACAAGGAAAUUAAAUCGAUCCUUAAGAACACACAACGUUCGGUGGGCGGAGGCGUCACCAAGAACUCGCCCAUUGUCAAGGCCAAGAAGGUGGCCACAUCCGCUGUGCCGCAGCAGAAGGUUAUGCUCGUACACAAGGUACCUCUAAAGCGAGGCGACGAUGAAGACGACAGCAUGGAUGAUUUUGGAAGCGAUGAGGAUGACUACGCCUCCACAGGGGAAAGCGAAGACUUCGAAAUGGGGUCCGGCGAAAAGAUCGUAAAGUUCGCCUCAACAGCGGAGGUUCGUGAAAUAGCACCCGAGACGUCCUACAAAGCCAGGAAUGGCAAAAACUUUGCAAACAUAAAAUCGAGGCUGGGUAUGGUAUCCAAACUUCAUGCCACCAAGAAGACCUACAACUUAAAGGCAUCGCCAUCAAAGAAGCCGCAGGGUCGCCUUAGUCCAGUUAAGGGCAAGGUCAUCCGGAUGCGCAGCGACGAGCUAAUGACGCGCCAGGACACGCUGCCCGUCCACAAAAGGCUGGGCAGUAACUCGUCUUCCGCCCCCAUCAGAGCUCCGCCAGCAGUACCGCACCGUCAGCAGCGACUAGAGCAGCGACCAGAGCAGCAGAAGAAGAAGUAUAUCCCGCCAAGGCGGUACAAUAGCAUGAAUGCAGGCCAUAACAAGCCACGAGAUCAAUCUGGAUCCGUCUUUGACCGCCUAGGCUUCAAUAAUUCAAUGUAAAAUAUAAUUAAUGUGACCCUCAUAAAUUGUUUUAAGUUCAAAAGCCCCUAAUUAACUUUGUCAGUAAAUGUUCGAAUUCAA